GGAGGUAGGGUACGACAGUCUGCGCACGGCCAUUGAUCGGAACGGAAGGCCUGCGUACCUCUUCGCGCUCCUCGUGCUCCUCGUGCUCCUCGUGCUCCUCUCGCCAUCCAGUCGCGGCCGAUAUCGCGCACGCAGACGGCCGCCGCGCCGACAUGAAACCCGUCGACGGAUAAGUCUAGGCCGACACUAUGUUCAAGCGACUGACAAAGGCAAGGCGCCACAGUGCGGACGAGAUCGGCAGCGUCCUGCCGAAUCCGCUGACGCUCGAGGAGGCCCAGCAGCCGGUCAUCCACGACCGGCACCAGCCGUCCGUCACCGCCGCCGCGGCCGCUUACAUGUUCACCGCCAAAUCCAAGUUCUCGCGCAAGAGCUGCGGCGACGCCUAUACCCUACUCACCCAGGAGGACGAGGGCAAAAUGCAACCGGAGACGGAUUACCGAUUGGUCACGGCGAUGCCGGCCUUCAUCGUCGAGCACGAGCCCGAGAAGCACCGAGGCUUAGGAGUAUGGGGAUUGCGCAGGAUGAGCAAGAAGAUCGAGUCGUUCCGACGUUCCGGCUCCCGUGAAACGAUAUGCACGAUUCCCGAGCGCCCGGACAACAAUAAUCACAGUAGUAGCGCAAGUAGCAACGGCAACAACAGUAACAACGUGGUGAACAUUGUUAAUGGCAAUCGUACGGACAAAUACACGACCAACAAUAAUGACAAGAAACAGCCGAACGAGAGAAAAUUCUUUCAGACGUCCAGCAAUAGGUCUCCCUCGCCCUUUAAAUCCUUCUUCAUUAGAAUGGGAUCGACGGGGAUGCUGAAUUCGUCGUCAAAAAGCAGCAGACGCUCGUCCCAGAAUCUCGAAGAUAAACUCGAUCGCGCGCCGGAGAAGGAGAAUCUGUUUAGGAGCUGCAGCACCAGCCAAUUGAAUACCAGUCCGACCUACGUUAAGGGAGACGAUCCGUCGGAGGGCAUUGACCUACGGAUAGCCGCGAAAAACGAGCACGGGAAAACCGUGUCCUGCGACAACCUCAGCGGCGGCCAAUCCGAGGACGACGUUUUCAACGAGUCGCAGGCCUCGCGAGCGUCCAACGCUUCUUCUAGAAAUUUCGUCCCCUGCGACUUCCUCAAUUCCGGCAGGGGCGAGAUAAUGAAGAAGUCCAGUAGUUGCGACUUCAAAGAGGCCAAAAAGACGAAUUUUCCUUACGCGUUUCUGAGAUCGAGACUGUCCGUCCUGCCGGAAGAGAAGAAUUACAGCAACGCGUCGAUCGCUAUGAGCAACACCGGCAACAAAGAUGAUCAUCGUCUCUUCAAGACCGCGUCCGAAGAGCACUUCCCAGCGCUGAAGAUCGAGGAGUCCUUUGAAGGCACGACGACGCUGGGAAGGAGACGAACACCCAAGAACGGCUGUCACGGUAGAGAUUCCCAGCGCUAUAGGCUGCACGAUCCGUCGAAUAGGUACGCCAGAAAUUCCUAUUCCGAGUUCAAAGAGGACCAAUUCCAACGCUAUGACCAUAAGGAUCGAUAUUUUGGCCCCGCGAAUCUCUCGCUCGUGCAUAACGGCAUCGAGGAAAGCUGCAGGAAUUCCAUAUCGCUGCCUUAUCAUGAUAGCUCGUGUCAAGAUAGGCAGGACAUGAUAGACUUGAGGCCCGAUGCGACGUCGUCCUUGAAUCUCGACCUCAGCUACGAAUCCAACUCCAUGACGACGACCUCCACGGGCAUGAUGACGUCGGCGCUAUUGAGGAAUCAUCGGAGAAACUCGGCGCCCAGUGGUGAGCAGAGGCUAUCCUCGCAUUACGUGAGCUCGAACGAGUCCGGGUACGAUAGUGACGGGCCCCGAGGUGAGUCCGCGGCCUCGGAAACCGAAGCGCUCAGCCUCAAGUGCACCGACAGCUCCGACACGAGCAGCGUCAUCGACUCGGAGCUCGAGAAGCCGAUGCGCAGCUCGACGCCCAGCGACUGCCACGAGCACGACAGCAAAGACAUUGUUAAGCUGGGGUGUGGCGUCUACCUCGAUGAAAGGAUCGACGGCCUCAGAUGGCACCAUCAAAGCGCAUCCGGUAGACUCUUACCCAGCAUUCAUCAGACGAACUCGUCGACCUCGCCCUCCAUCUCGCCCUCCUCCUCCUCAUCAUCCUCCUCUUUCUCCAAUUCAACGAGAAUCAUUCCCAAGAGCAUGGACGUCCUUGGGAUUCAAACGGCGGCACACCGCGUGAGGCUACAGCAGGACAAGAAGCGAUUUCUCAGCGAUAUCAUACAGCCGCCAAAACGAAUGCGUCGAACUCGGCUCGUUCAGCUCUCGAAGGUCGACCCGCAGGAAAGUUUGGGCAUAAGAUUGGCGCAGCAACGAGUCGGCGAGUUACGAUACGUUAUCGUUCAGCUGGAAACUGAUGGCAUUGCACACAGGGAUGGACGACUGAGGCUGGGCGACGAGAUCGUGGAGGUCGAGGGCAAGGAUCUACGAACCCUCAGCAACCUAGAGGAGGUUCAGAAUUUUCUUAGCUCUUGCGAGGGCACGCGAGUUCGUUUGAAAACCGCCUACGAAGAGACUCUGCCGCAAGUGUACGUCGGUGACGGUCCCCUCGAGAGUAACGACUACCUCCAGAGCGCGAUGAGCGUUUCUACCCUGAGUCUCGAUGAGUCCCAAAAGUCCCAGGAGUCUAGUUGCCAGAACCGGCCGGAGUACUUGUCCCUCGAUUACACGACGAAGAGUAUGACGACGGGGACGAGCGAGGAUACGGGCAUGCGUCAUCACCAUCAUCAUCACCACCAUCAGCAUCAGCAUCAGCAUCAGCAACAGCAUCAGCAUCAGCAUCAAUACGCGAUGAAGCAUAUCGCGAGAUUCGAGAAAGGUCUGGGAAAGCCGAGUCUCGGCUUUAGCGUCGUCGGCGGCAGGGAUAGUCCGCGGGGCGAAAUGGGCAUCUUCGUGAGAAGGAUCUUUCCUGGUGGACAGGCGGAUGUGUCCAAGGCCCUCUUUCAAGGCGACGAGAUACUGAGUCUGAAUGGAAAAAUACUUCGAGGAUGUACUCAUCAAGAAGUCAUCGAAUUGUUUAAGGCUGUACGCGAGGGACCGGUUGAGCUGGAGCUCACGAGAAGACAAAGGUAUCAUAAAGUCCCUCCGAAGUCGGCACCGUACUAAAGUAAUAAAUCUUGGACGAAGACGAAGACGAAUACCACCAAUUGUGCCUACAUUGCAGACUUCGGCAAUAAUCCGAGUGGCGAUUGACGAUUCACGAUGCUACUUUCGAAUUCGUAGAUUCUAGUCUCCGUUUCUCAUUGUUUUAUAUAAAUUUUUGUUCUUCUUUCCUUUCCCUCCCUUCUUUCUAUUUUUCUCUAUUUCUUGCUUUUUUCCCCUUCGUUGUCUAUUAUGUACUUUAUUUGUAUACGUUUAUAUAAUUUAUUGACCAGUUGGACACUUUAUUAGUACGUCAAGCGACCCAAUUGUAAUGCAGAAGAUAGCCUAUUGCCAACUUCUUUAAUUGUAUAUGUAUAGUUUUAUAUCAUAGACAUAUCGUCUCGUUAUUGUAUAUUUGCAAUGCGGCAAAACUGUUUUCUCAUUAAUUUUAAAGUGCCUCUUCGGUGGCCUCGAACAUGUUUAAGAUUUUUAAAAUGAAGAUUUAUUUGAUUAUGUAUGAUGUUUGCAUACGAAUAUUAUACAAUGCGAAAUUUUGUAUGAUAUGCAGUGCUAAGCAGCCUCGUUCGUUAAUAAAAAGCGCAUAAUUUUCAAACUCAAAUAUUGGCUUGAAUCGUGUAGUAUGAACCUUUUUUU
Ceratosolen solmsi marchali is the source of this 3755-nucleotide messenger RNA. RefSeq lists its product as uncharacterized. The transcript has 8 exons. The coding region runs from base 189 to 3125 and encodes 978 amino acids. Gene Ontology annotation, molecular function: protein binding. The record is from RefSeq and is a predicted model, not a curated record. NCBI's taxonomy places the organism in Eukaryota, Metazoa, Arthropoda, Insecta, Hymenoptera, Agaonidae.